UCUUUAGAGAGAGAGAGUGGAAGAGAAAGAUCGAGCGAAAAAUUGUCCCUUUUGUCAUUCUCCCACGGAUCGGACCGCCGAGUCAACACCGAUCCACCCCCGCCGUGCAAUGGAGGGUGUUGGGUCCCGACACAGCCGGUCCUCCACCCGAUACGGACCGGCCACCGUGUUCACCGGUCCGGUCAGAAAGUGGAAGAAGAAAUGGGUCCACGUAUCACCAUCAUCCAAUAAUGCCUCGUCCCACCAUCAUCACUCUCAAACUACCAACGGUACAACUACUUCUAACGGUAAUAACGGUUCUCAUCUCUUGCUCUACAAGUGGACCCCCAUUACCCAAAGCCAAAACACCAAUAACACCAAUGCCAAUGGUGACAAGAACAACACCAAAAACGACGUCGUUGACGACCAUAGUCCCUCCAGUACCACCGAAGAGCCGCCUCGGCGCAAAUUCAAAUAUAUCCCAAUUGCUGUGCUGGAAGAACAGAAAAAUGAAGAUGCAGAGAAUGCUGACGAUGAAACUAAACCAAGUGAUACUGAACCAAAUGCAGUGGAGCCAACUUCGAAGAGCGAUGGUUCUGAUGAAAAACCUGACAUAAAUGAUGUGCCCUUGGAAGAACACCAGGUUCCAAAUGAUAAUCCAUUAGUGAGACAAGAUCUGAAUGAAAGCACUUUGGAUUUAAGUUUGGGCUUAGCCCAUGAUGGUGACCAUGAUGCUGACUUGAAAACAGAUCAGACCAAAGACGGCUAGUUGGAAAGAGUUAAUGCAGGUGGUGUUUGGGCAUCAAUGCUUUUUUUUUUUUCAAUAAUUUUUUUGACUUAUUAGGAAAUUAGAAAAAUUGGCGAUUAAAAAAUGUAGUUCUUCCUCCGGGUUCCUGUGAUGCCAAGAUGAGUAAGCAAAAUUUAAGAAGCUUAUGCUUGUAACUGGUCUUUAUUUGAUGCUCGCUCUCCGAGCUGACUGCAAUUUGUACUGAUUCUAUGUACUGAGAGAUACAACGAAUAUUUUUUAACAAUUGAAUGAAGUGAAUUUGUUUCCAGUUUUUAUUGGGACAC
Cornus florida is the source of this 1050-nucleotide messenger RNA. RefSeq lists its product as uncharacterized. The coding region runs from base 110 to 748 and encodes 212 amino acids. Lineage: Eukaryota; Viridiplantae; Streptophyta; Magnoliopsida; Cornales; Cornaceae. The transcript has 3 exons. The record is from RefSeq and is a predicted model, not a curated record.